AUGGCUGCGGUGUGGUGGCUUCACCUCCUGUUGACCCUGGUGGCUCUCGCCCAAGGCGCUCGCACGCAGAGCUGCUGGCGAAACACUGCCUGUUCCGGCCCCAAAAACAGUGCCUUUUCCGGUCCCUGGGAGAAGAAUAUCUAUGCGCCGUCAUCGCGAACGGUUAGUCCACGGCAGAUCCUGUCGAUCGCAUCGCCGAACAGAACCACCGACUAUGCCAAGUCCAUGCCAUACGCCUUGCAUCAGAACAUGCCCACGGUUGUGUUCGACUUUGGCAUCGAAGUCGGCGGCAUCGUCACAGUAAACUACACCACCACCGGCGCCGGCGCGAUCGGGCUGGCCUUCACUGAGGCAAAGAACUUCAUCGGACGGUCGUCGGACUCGUCCAAUGGCGCUUUCAAGGGACCCGAUGGUGUGUUGUAUGCCAAUUUCACCAACGCCGGCCAUGGAUCGUUCGUCAUGCCUGAUGAGAAGCUGCGCGGUGGGUUCCGCUACAUGACUGUCUUUUUAAUGCCGGAGGAUCCCAAAACCUGCGUCCAUGUGGAGGGUGUGAGCUUGGAGAUCGCGUUCCAGCCGACGUGGUCGAAUCUGCAGGCCUACCAAGGUUAUUUCCACUCCAACGACCAGCUGCUGAAUCGCAUCUGGUACAGCGGGGCCUACACAUUGCAGACGAAUGCGGUGCCUGUGCACACUGGUCGGCAGGUUCCCAUGCUCGAGGCAGGAUGGGCCAACAACGCUACCCUUGGACCGGGCGACACGAUCCUUGUGGACGGAGCCAAACGAGACCGUGCUGUGUGGCCUGGAGAUAUGGGCAUUGCGGUGCCAUCGUCGUUUGUUAGCGUUGGGGAUAUGGAGAGCGUGAAGAACGCCCUUCAGGUGAUGUACGAUACGCAGAAUAACUCGACUGGUGCAUUUGACGAAUCUGGGCCGCCACUCAGCCAGAAAAACUCGGACACCUACCACAUGUGGACGAUGAUCGGCACGUUCAACUACGUGCUCUACACGAACGACACCGACUUUCUCCUGAAGAACUGGAACAAGUAUCAGAAGGCCAUGGAUUACAUCUACCAGAAGGUAGACCAUUCCAGCGGACUGUUGAACGUCACUGGUACGCGCGACUGGGCCCGCUGGCAGCAGGGCUUCAACAACACCGAAGCACAGAUGAUUCUCUACCACACGCUCAGAACCGGCUCCCGCCUCGCCAAAUGGAUGGAAGACACCGAUAUUCUAUCCAAUGAAUGGAAUACUCGAGCCGAACACCUGCGCGAGGCAAUUAACGAGCAUUGCUGGGAUGACCAAUACGGCGCAUUCAAAGACAACGCGACGACGACCGCCCUGCAUCCACAAGACGCAAACAGCAUGGCGCUCCUGUACGGCGUGACAGACAAGGACCGCGCCGCGCGCAUAUCGCACCGACUCACCGACAACUGGACCCCGAUCGGCGCAGUCGCCCCCGAGCUGGCGGAGAACAUCUCGCCGUUCAUCUCCUCGUUUGAGGUGCAGGGUCACUUCACCGCAGGACGUGCCGACCGCGCAUUGGAGCUCAUCCGCCGCAGCUGGGGCUGGUACCUCCGCCAUCCAAACGGGACGCAGAGCACCGUGAUCGAGGGCUACCUCCGCAACGGGUCGUUCAGCUACCGGUCCGACCGGGGGUACUCGUGGGAUGAGUCGUACGUGUCGCAUGCGCACGGGUGGUCGGCCGGGCCGACGAGUGCCCUGACGAACUAUGUCCUGGGCCUGAGUAUUACCUCCCCCGUCGGUCUAACGUGGCUUAUUGCGCCGCAGUUUGGCGAUCUGAGCUCUGUCGAGGGCGGAUUCACCACUUCCCUGGGCAAGUUCUACGCCCACUGGGAGAGAAACAGCACUGAAACGUACACACUGCAUUUCUCCGUCCCGUCUGGCACCCGUGGAAACCUCACUCUCCCGUUCAUCCGCAGCGGCGAGCAGCCGUCCAUCACCAUUGAUGGGAACGACAUCUACCGCGGCGUAUACUAUGCCGACGACACGGCGACGGUGACCGUCAGCGGGGGUGGAGCACACAAAGUCAUUGUAGAGUAG
Aspergillus terreus NIH2624 is the source of this 2058-nucleotide messenger RNA. RefSeq names its product putative alpha-L-rhamnosidase B. The transcript has 3 exons. Gene Ontology annotation, biological process: carbohydrate metabolic process. Lineage: Eukaryota; Fungi; Ascomycota; Eurotiomycetes; Eurotiales; Aspergillaceae. Bases 1 to 2058 code for a protein of 685 amino acids. The record is from RefSeq and is a predicted model, not a curated record.